Molecule: messenger RNA, 744 nt
Organism: Eimeria maxima
Lineage: Eukaryota; Apicomplexa; Conoidasida; Eucoccidiorida; Eimeriidae
Exons: 3
Coding region: 1-744 (247 amino acids)
Source: RefSeq, a predicted model, not a curated record
AUGGUUAUAGGUAUUAUACCUAUUGAUGAUGAAGUUGUUGUACCUCCUAUUACUCCUGCUGCUGAUCCUUCUGCUGCUGCUGAUGGUCAUGGUGCUGCUGCUCCUAUUGAGGAGGGUAGUGGGGAGAGAGGGGAGAAGAAAGAUGGUUCUGUUGCUGCUGCUGCUGCUGCUGCUGCUGCAAAUUAUGAGGGGGAUGCAGCAGAUAAACAACAGGCAGAGAGUGCAGCAGCUACUGCAGCAACUACACCACCUACUGCAGCAGCAGCAGGUGCAACAGCAGCAACAGCAGCAGCAGCAGAAGAUGGAGAAGCAAUAGAAAUUGAUAAACCUGCAGAAGAAACAAAACAGCUAGAUAAACAGCAGCAAGACCAACAGCAACAGCAGCAACAGCAGCAGCAGCAACAGCAGCAGCAACAACAACAUGUUGUACAGAUGCAGCGUGCAUGCUUACGUAUACCUACAGGAUGGAAAAUGUUAUGCAGCGGUGCUGCUGCUGCUGCUGCUGCAUAUCCGCAGCACAUAGGAGCAGCAGCAGCAAAUAGGGAGACGCAGCAAACAGUUAAGGCUGUAUUAAGUACUGCAACAAGAAGACAAGCAGCAGCAGCAGCAGCAGCAAAAAAAGGAGGAGAUAAAAAGAAAAAAAAUAAAUCUAAUGAUAAUAAUACAGAUAAUAAAUCUAAAAGCGCUAACCAAGAGACUGAUAUGGCCGUCGAUUCUGCCAAACCCGCAGAGACAAAGAAGUAA